AGGGGAAACAAAAAUCAAAAUGGCCGUUGCAUUUGGUCAGAAUCCGUUGAUUGAUCUCAGCGGCAAGAAACAAAUACCGGUAGUGAAUAACAUAGUUACUGAAAAGGAAACGGAGAAAAGGGAUGGCGAUCAACGGAGUUUACCGAAGCUUUCUCCUCCAAGUUUUUCAAAAAUCAUCAAGCUUCUUGUUGACAAACAUUCAAAAAAGCUUGUGGAUCGUCAUAAAAAUGCAAUAAAACGGCUUGCAGCAGGAAGCAAAAAUGGAUUUAUUCUUAAAGAUUUAGAUUCUGUGGUAACCAUACUGAAAAUAUGUACAGAAUACUGCCAUGUUGAGUCAACCUAUGAACUAUCAAUUUGUGAACUUCUGGAAUGUUUCAGAAAACCUUUAUGGAAACAAAAACUGUCUGACGAAGAAACGUAUUUGCAAAAUGCAUCUGUCUGCUUCACUGAAAUUGGUGAAAUAGCAACAUCAUGUUCGGAGAAAGUUCAAAGAGAGGCAGCAACAUCGAUUUGCAGCCUAUAUAACCUUAAAGCAUCUCGAAUUGGCACGCCUGAUACCCAACCAGUGUCAAGCUGCUUCAUAAAAACUGCUAUAGAAAGAAGCACAUUCUGUAAAGCGUUGACCAAGUGCUAUGGCAAAACAGAGGACCUCGAAACGCGGUUAGAACUUGCACGUGCAAUGAGAAAUCUAUCUGAUUCAAGCUUAAACUGCGACGAUAUAUUGUCAGCUAGCGGAGCAGGCCUUAUUUGCAGCUCUUUAAAUAUGCCGGAUCCGUCGAAAAGAUUGCUGUUCUUGUGCGUGGAAAUUCUUUGGAACCUUCUGGAAUUCGGAUCUGAAGAGGAUGUCAUGAACCAACUGAACUGCGAUGAAUGCAUACAUGCUUUGCAAACCGCAUUUGUGGACCGACUUCGGAACUGUUCUGGACAUGCUGACAGGCAGCUCCGAAAUGAUUUGCUUGUCCUGUCUAUUCUGGUUGCAUCGCGCUGCCCAGGCUCACCGUUUAUUGAGACUGGUUUCGUCAAAGUCUUGUCUUUGCUAUCAGCGUACCCUGAAGUGCCAAGCAACUCAGAACUCGUAAGGAAUCUAAAGAUUCAACAGACCCCUGAAGACUUCGAGCUGAAAAAGCUGUUUUUUGACAUGGUCCUAGUUCUGAGCAAAGAUCCAGCAGCUCUUCCUAUCAUGUCUGAGCAGCGAGUUGUGUUGGGUUUGUUUUCCUAUAUAAGACCAAUAAAUGAAAACCUAAAGACCAACUGGACUCCAGCUCAGUACGAGGAACUUCAACUACAGGCUCUGUUUAUCCUAUCAUCAAUUGCACCACGAUGUCUUGAAGAUUACAUUACCUGCCAAGGGAGCACCCGACUUUUGCUGUUAAUCGAAUGGUGCAUUGGUGCAGAUGACUAUGGUGGCCACGGUAACAGUUUUCAUGGAACUGGAGGUAGAGGCAACAAGAGGGCGCAAAUGCGCUACUGUAUACGUCUCCUGCGCAGUAUCUGUUCUCAAGGUGACGAGCAGGUCCUUGCAGACCUAAGCGACCAAAAUACAAUUGCUGAGCUAGUUGGCAUUCUCCAAAGUGCAAGUUCAAGCCCUGAUGAGAACGAUUCUAUUGACAUCGAGCUGCAAUGUGACAUGAUGUUUAUUUUAGCUUCACUUUGUGACGGCGAUCUGCAUAGAAAGGAGUUGUUUGGUGAAAAUGGUGUGCAGAUGCUUGUGAACUACCUAGGCCGGUAUCCUGAAAAAAUUGUAAGUCCUCUUGGGCAACAUCGCCUAAUGCUUGCUGCUGUUGACUGCGUAUGGUCGUCAGUUGUCGGCUGCUUCGUCAACGAGACAGCUUUUCUGGAAAAAGAAGGUUUAUUUCUUCUUUUGGACUUGCUUGAGGUUUGCCCUGAGAACAUGAGGAAUCUGGUUUUAGGUGCUAUACUGGAUAUUUGCGAAAAUCCAAGAGCUUUGCCACAUGUCAAAUUAUGGCGAGGUAAAGAAGACUGCACUGUUGGUCAGCUACUUAUAAAAAUAUGGAGACAUGAAGAAGUUAACCUUGGUAUUUCACGCGAUCUGUCAGGAGUGAUCCUAGAUGCAAAGAAGCCAAUUUUGAGCAGUCUUCAGGAAAAGCAAGGGAUCAUUUCGCUGCCUUCUUCAUUUCCAAGCCCUGCUGUUGUUGAUGUAUCAGAGAAUAUUCGUGCAAAAAUAUACUCAAUGUUUUGCAAGCUGGGUUUCAACAAUGUCCCUGGGUUGCAUACGUCGGAUUACAUCACAUUGUCGAUCGUUGAAAGAUAUCUAGAAUUUAAGACACUUGAAGUUUGGUUGGAGAUUCGUUCAGAACUGGAACAAGAGGGAAUCAGAGCUAUUUCACCGGACAGGGACUGCAUCGACACCAUCAUUCAAACGUUGGAGGAACGAGCUCAAAGUGUUACUUCUGUCCAGAAAAUGCUCGUUGAAGCGGAGUCAAGUAAUAAUUUGAUUGAUGAAGAAGAAUGUUACGAAAAGAUCAAAGAAAGUCAUAAGCAAGAGGAAAAAUCUCUCAAGGAUUUUUCUGAUUUCGUGGAGAGGACGUCAGAUUAUAGGGUCCUUCAAAAAGCAAGACAGAAACAGCUAGAGACAAUCGCACAUUCACGUCUUCGGUCGCGAGGGGAAAGCAGAGAUAACGAACACACCCAUGAGACAAUAGAUACUCGAAUAAAAACAACGUCAUUCUGCGGAAGGUCGGUACUGAUUGAAAGCACACCGCCUGAAUUCACUGGGAAAUUCGUCCACGAAAAUAAACUGCAGAGAGAACUGGAACAAGAGAUCAUGACAUCGCGAUGAGAGCAUUUAUCUCUGAACUACAAAUUAUGUGUAUAAAUUAGAGACUGUAUAUAGUUUUAUCUUUGCUUGCUUCUUGAUAACUUGAACGACUGUUUAAAUAACUCUUUUUAAAUGUAAGCUGAAUUGUUGAUUAUUAUUGCAGUAAAAUAUCUGAUAACUUCAAGACAACGUUUUUGUCAGUUUAUUUAAAAUGAAAUGUC
Messenger RNA from Rhopilema esculentum, 3000 nucleotides. The record is from RefSeq and is a predicted model, not a curated record. Lineage: Eukaryota; Metazoa; Cnidaria; Scyphozoa; Rhizostomeae; Rhizostomatidae.